UGGGCCCCCCAGGCAAUAGGGGAUCAUGGGGCCCCUGUGUCCUUGCCAAAACUCAAAAAAGCCUAUGAAAACGGUAUCAGGGGCAUCUCAUGGGGCCCCCUACUGACCCCGGGCCCUCGGCAAAUUACAUUAGAACAUUCUAAACUUGUUUGUACCAACAGUGGUGAGCAGGGGCGGACUGACAACUCAUGGGGCCCCUGGGCAAUAGGGGAUCAUGGGGCCCCCUGUGUCCUUGCCCAAACUCAAAAAAGCCUAUGAAAAAGGUACCAGGGGCAUCUCAUGGGGACCCCUACUGACCCCGGGCCCUCGGGCAGUGCCUGAGUUUCCAAAUGGUCUGUCCGCCCCUG
This is a messenger RNA of Staurois parvus, 347 nucleotides long. The record is from the annotation of a GenBank genome assembly. NCBI's taxonomy places the organism in Eukaryota, Metazoa, Chordata, Amphibia, Anura, Ranidae.